Messenger RNA from Rhagoletis zephyria (snowberry fruit fly), 1074 nucleotides. RefSeq lists its product as uncharacterized. Lineage: Eukaryota; Metazoa; Arthropoda; Insecta; Diptera; Tephritidae. The record is from RefSeq and is a predicted model, not a curated record.
CCAAGUUAUCCACCAGUUAAACGUUUUGAAAAACAUCCAGUUCCUGGCGAUUACUUUAACGGCCCUGUUAAUGUCAUUCAGUUUGCGUCAAGAUUUGGUGGACCCUCCAAUACUGAUCGCGUAAUUUGGCGUGACUAUACCCCAACAAGAAAUCCAAAUCAACGUUUAAAUAUCACGAUUGGAGCGCCAGCACCGCUUUUUCCUAAACGCACCACGCCUUCACCAUUACCAGCAGUAACAGCAGGACCCCCUAGCCGAACAACUGCUCAACCAAGCUUCGCUAAUGAGGGAUCUGUUCAUCAUUCCGUAAUCACCGAUGCGCCCGCCCAAUAUCCAACAGCAGCUCCACCAAAAUCACCAUCUUCCUCCUCAGCCUGCGUUUGGGCUAUCGCUAGCUGCUGCUCGCCAAACGAUCGGACUGUGCGGUAUAGUUGCUUCGAACGCUAUGGUUGUAAUUUAGUCUUUUUUGAUUUGAAUCCUUGCGCAGAUAAUAUUCGCGAUAAUAUCAUCGGAUAUUUGAAUCAACAAUUCGAAUAAAUUUCGAAGAGUAUUUAUUACGCGUAUGGGAGUUUUAGUUUUCACAAAAAGCAUUUAUUAACCAUAGUUUUUAUUUAGUUUGUAGGCUUAAGCUAUUUUUAAAGAGUUGAUUACUUUUUGUUUUAAUUUAUAAUACUUUUUGUGCACCUUUUUUAUUUAAUGUAGGAUUUAGUUUAUGAAUAUAAUGAAUGAUUUUUUUUAAAGAUGUUAUUCUAACUGCCUUAAACGUAUAUUAGAUAAGUGUGCUUUAAAAUUUUAAGUGACCUAAUUACUCGACGACUUCGUCCUAAACUGAAGUGUUAAAUUUGAAAAAAAAAAACGAAUAAAACUUGUAAAUCUUCUCUUGUUCUCAAAUAAUUUUCAUUUGAGAUAGUUUGAGAAUUUUCUUGAAUAACUGUAGAGCAGAGUUAGUAUGAACCUAAAAAUUUUAAAUGUUUUACAGAGCUAUUAAACUUCUAAUUUCAAACAGGAAAUUUACUUAAUUAAAAAAUGUAGUUGUAUGUUAUCAGUGUACGCAUAUAAUUUCAAGCCUUUGGC